Molecule: messenger RNA, 2099 nt
Organism: Gordionus sp. m RMFG-2023
Lineage: Eukaryota; Metazoa; Nematomorpha; Gordioida; Chordodea; Parachordodidae
Exons: 17
Coding region: 3-1826 (607 amino acids)
Source: RefSeq, a predicted model, not a curated record
AAAUGAGAAUAAUCACAAUAAUACUCAUAAGAAAUGGCCGCCAUAUUUUUGAUAUGAUUCCAACUGUAGCUGAUAAUCUUAAAAAUUAUCUUAAAUAUAAACAACUUGAAAUAAAACAAACACAGAAGAAAAAGGACUAUAUAUGCUACCAAGGGCAUGAAUAUUUGGCCCAUACAAGUGGUAAAAAGGCCGUUUACCUUACUUGUCGCAAAAGAUGUGGUGGUAGAGCCAAAUUAAUGAUUGGUCUCGAUUUAAUUAUCACCAUCCAACAUUCUUUAGAAUGUCAAAACUUGGUAGCAGCCAUAACUCCUAAUGCAAAUCAAGCAUUAGCCCCUCCACCUUCAAGUUCAGUUGGCCUAGCCAUUACACAUCAAGCCCAAGUUUCAAUAGCCCCUCAAACUUCUAAUGCAAAUCAAGAUUUAGCAUUAGCCCCUCCACCUUUAAGUUCAGUUGGCCUAGCCAUUACACAUCAAGCCCAAGUUUCAAUAGCCCCUCAAACUUCUAAUGCAAAUCAAGAUUUAGCAUUAGCCCCUCCACCUUUAAGUUCAGUUGGCCUAGCCAUUACACAUCAAGCCCAAGUUUCAAUAGCCCCUCAAACUUCUAAUGCAAAUCAAGAUUUAGCAUUAGCCCCUCCACCUUUAAGUUCAGUUGGCCUAGCCAUUACACAUCAAGCCCAAGUUUCAAUAGCCCCUCAAACUUCUAAUGCAAAUCAAGAUUUAGCAUUAGCCCCUCCACCUUUAAGUUCAGUUGCAGCUAUUACACAUCAAGCCCAAGUUUCAAUAGCCCCUCAAAUUUCCAAUGCAAAUCAAGAUUUAGCAUUAGCCCCUCCACCUUUAAGUUCAGUUGGCCUAGCCAUUACACAUCAAGCCCAAGUUUCAAUAGCCCCUCAAACUACCUCUGGCUUUGCCAGAGCCUAUCAAACCUUUAUUUCAAAUCUAGGUAAUUCAGGAACUUAUCAAGAUAUAAAUGUUGGCAUUGAAAGUAAUACGGAUCUGCCUUUAGAAGUGGCCCAUGUAUUAAUGGAUUUACAUCAAAAUAUAAAUGAUCCCCGGUUUGUAAAAUCUCAAAAAGGAAAACCGCUUCUUUUUUUUCAAGAUUAUUUGUAUCGACAGGAUUAUCAAAAAGAUAAUAAAAUACAUUAUCGUUGCAGGAAAGUUGGCUGCAAGGCUUCAUGCAAAUUCGAUGUUAUAUACAUUACUUCUGGAUUGCAUGAACAUCAAAAUGAAAUUGAUAUUUUUGAAAAGUUAAGAACUCAUGAGGUUCUAGAGGAUAUAGUUGCCGAAAAUUCUUUAGAAACAAGGCAUAAUAUUUAUGAAAAAGCCAUAAAUAAAAGAUUUUUGGAAACCCCAAAUAUAAAUUUCUAUCUGGAGGCGAUGCCCUCAUUUAUUUCGUUAAAAAGUACCAUCGAUCGAUUAUUACAAAAAAUUCGGCCACCUUUGCCACAAUCCGUAGAUAGCAUAGUUUUAUUGCCCGAAUAUAUCACCACAAAUAGGGGUGAUAUAUUUUUAAUUAAUAAUGAUGAUAAUAAUAAUAAUAAACUAUUGGUAUUUGGGACAUGUAGCAUGUUAAAGCUCAUAGAAACGUGUGAUAAUGAUACCAUAUAUAUGGUUGGUACAUUUUACGUUGUACCACGACUAUAUUACCAGUUGUAUACAAUUCACGUCUUGUAUCAGGAGACAAUGAUACCUAUUGUAUAUGCCCUCCUUCCUGACAAAACAAGAGCCACCUAUAUAGAUUUAUUUCAAAUUAUUCUAAGGUGCUGCGCCGAGAAUAAUAUCAUAUUUAAUCCUAGAUACGGGCAGACUAGGGUUAACAAAAGAAUAUAGAGACAAUACCACUGUCCACAAAGUAGUCAGACGUAGACUACUUUACCCUUUUGCCGGGAGGAAGAUAUUUCAGAAGUUAGGUCAUCAUGUCUUGCCAUGUCGCUUGAAAAUCCUUUGCUAAUACAAUUUAUGCAAUAUAUGGAUUUGACAUGGCUUUCCAUUAACGCUUUAUUUCCCCAUAGCCUAUGGACAAGUUAAUGGUCCUAGGACAAACAACCAUCUAGAGGGCUAUCAUCAUAGCUUGAAGCACAAAACACACUGCGCGCAUCCUAA